AAACACCCUCAAAACCCUAUAAUCACUGCCCCAAUUGGAUUAGUUGAACAAGAAAAUUUUAGAGAUCCAACAACAGCUUGGAAGGGUAGUGAUGGAAAAUGGAGGGUCAUAAUUGGUGCUAGAAAUGGUGAUUUAGGGAAGGCAAUUUUAUACCAUAGUGAUGAUUUUAUUAAUUGGAAAUUAAGCCCUAAUAAUCAUCAAUUCUAUGUAAUUGAUGGCAUUGGAAUGUGUGAGUGCCCUGAUUUUUUUCCAGUUUUAAUUGAUGGUACAAAGCAUGGGGUUGAUUUAGAUUCUUCUUCAGUUCAAGAUUCUAAUGAUGUUAUUAGGCAUGUGUUGAAGAUAAGUUACCAAAAUAAACAGCAAGAACAUUAUUUGGUAGGUAAGUAUGUUUGUGAUGAGGACAAGUUUGUUGCUGAGAAUAAAAUUACAGGGACUAGUUUGGACUUGAAAUUGGACCAUGGUGAAUUUUAUGCUUCAAAAUCAUUCUUUGACUAUGCCAAGAAGAGAAGGGUAUUAUGGGGAUGGGUUAAAGAGCUUGAUACAGAACAAGAUGAUAUUCUUAAAGGAUGGGCUGGUCUACAGGGCAUUCCAAGGCAAGUGUGGCUUCAUGAAAAUGGGAAGUGGCUGAUGCAGUGGCCAAUAGAAGAGUUAGAGACACUUAGAUACUCCGACAAUGAAGUUAGUAUUUUGGGACACAAACUUGUUGCUGGAUCAACUCUUCAAGUCUCAGGUAUCACUGCAUCACAGGCUGAUGUAGAAGUAGUGUUUGAACUACCUGAACUGGAAAGUGCAGAAUGGUUAGAUUCAAAAGAAGUUGAUCCCCAAAUAGUGUGUAGUGAUAAAGAAUAUGCAUCAAGAAGUGGCAUAAUAGGCCCAUUUGGUUUACUGGCUUUAGCUUCAAAGGAUCUUACAGAGCAAACUGCAAUUUUCUUCACAAUCUUUAGAACUUCCAAUGGAUUUUCAUGUCUCAUGUGCACUGAUCUUACCAGGUCUUCAUUGAGGCAAGACGUUCAUAAAACCACAUAUGCAACUAUCUUUGCCAUAGAUUCCAAUCUCAAAGCAAUUUCACUUAGAACCUUGAUUGAUGGGUCGAUUAUAGAGAGUUUUGGAGAGAAAGGAAGAGUUUGUAUCACAAACAGAGUUUAUCCCUUGUUGGCUACUGAAAAGGAUGCUCAUCUUUAUGUCUUUAACAAUGGAAAACAGAAUGUUUGCAUCUCAAAACUAAAUGCUUGGAGCAUGAAGCCAGCAAAGUUUGUUCAACAGUGAAAAUGAUUGUUUGAAAUUGUUUGAACUUUGAAGCAAUAUUGCUACGAAUAAUUUGGAGAAUCAUACCCUAUUUUACAUAGAUAUAUUGUAUACAGCUGUUUAAUUUAAUUUAUAGUGUCCUGGUUAAAAGCA
This is a messenger RNA of Arachis duranensis, 1398 nucleotides long. RefSeq names its product beta-fructofuranosidase, insoluble isoenzyme CWINV1. The record is from RefSeq and is a predicted model, not a curated record. Gene Ontology annotation, molecular function: hydrolase activity, hydrolyzing O-glycosyl compounds. Gene Ontology annotation, biological process: carbohydrate metabolic process. The annotation marks the transcript as partial. Lineage: Eukaryota; Viridiplantae; Streptophyta; Magnoliopsida; Fabales; Fabaceae. The transcript is spliced from 5 exons.